Chenopodium quinoa (quinoa) is the source of this 2205-nucleotide messenger RNA. RefSeq lists its product as uncharacterized. The transcript has a single exon. The record is from RefSeq and is a predicted model, not a curated record. NCBI's taxonomy places the organism in Eukaryota, Viridiplantae, Streptophyta, Magnoliopsida, Caryophyllales, Amaranthaceae. Gene Ontology annotation, molecular function: DNA helicase activity. Bases 1 to 2205 code for a protein of 734 amino acids. Gene Ontology annotation, biological process: telomere maintenance; DNA repair.
AUGAGCCCACCAGUAGUAACAUUGCAAAUUCACCUGCCUAAUCAGCACAGUGUGAGGUUCUCUCCCAAUGAACAACUAGCCUCUGUUGUUUCAGAUAGGCGCCGAGCCCGUACUUCAUUAACCGAGUUCUUCAGAAUGAACAACACUGUCCCAAACAUACCAAAAUACACAUAUGCAGAAUUUUGUGAGCAUUAUGUGUGGAAUCAUGGUACAAAAACAUGGUCUAAGCGGGCUAAUGUGCGAACUGCAGUAGGGCGUCUGACUUUUGUGGCUCCAUCCAAAGGGGAAAGAUAUUUUCUCAGGCUGCUACUAAUCAAUGUAAGGGGACCAAAAUCAUUUGAAGAUUUACGAACAGUCAACGGCCACCUUUGUGCAACAUUUCAGGAAGCAGCCUUGAAACUUGGCCUCCUGGCAGAAGAUGACGCCAUUGAUAAAUGUAUGGCAGAGGCUGUUACUGCACAUAUGGCAACAGCUUUGCGUAAAUUAUUUGCUACAAUAUUGAUUUUCGGAAUGCCAAGAGAUCCCCUAGCCCUUUGGCAGAAGUACUACAUUCAUUUGUCCGAAGAUAUCAGACACCAAAAUCCAGGAAUGGAAGACAAAGUGAAGGCCCUUACUGUGCAAGGGGUUGAGCGUUUCUUAGAAGAAAUGGGGAAAACUUUGGAAGAAUUUGGCCUAGGGGUGUUGAUAAGCAAUGCAGACUCCGGACUACGACAAACAAAGGAUAUUGCUGAUGCACUCAAUGCCACAAUACCGGUUGAAUACAUUGAAGCCAUUGACAAGCUCAACCUUGCCCAACGCGAUGCCUUUGAUUGCAUCAUUAAACAUGUGCAGCUUAACAAACCUGGUUCAUUUUUCGUUGACGGUCCGGGAGGCACUGGAAAGACAUACCUUUACUGUGCAUUGUAUGCUGCUGUUAGAAAAAUGGGCAAAAUAGUUCUUCCAACAGCUACGUCCGGAAUUGCUGCCUCAAACAUAGUGACUGGGAGGACAGCCCAUUCACGUUUUAAAAUCCCCCUUGAUCAUACAGCUUCCAUGUCUUGCAAUGUAUCUAAACAAAGCAGCUUAGCUGGUCUUCUACGAGAAAGCUCCUUGAUUACUUGGGAUGAAGCAUCAAUGGCAAUCAAGGAAAACGUAGAAUCAUUAGACUUGCUGCUUAGGGAUUUAUGUGAUAGCCGUACAGCUUUUGGUGGCAAGGUUGUCGUCUUCGGUGGGGACUUUCGGCAAGUAUUGCCUGUGGUACCCAAAAAAUCACAAAAAGAAGUCGUACAAGCGAGCUUAGUCUCUUCUUAUCUAUGGCAUGGUUUCAAACGAAUACGCCUUAGUCAAAACAUGCGAGCACGGACAGAUCCUGCAUUCUCUGAUUUCUUGCUUGCUUUAGGGGACGGCCGUAUGCAAACAGAAGAGAUAGCUGCCAUUCAUCUACCAAGACAACUGGUUGUGCCAUUUGAGGAUGAAAACUACUCUCUGGACCAGCUUCUCAGCCAAAUAUUCCCGGAACUGACCGCAGGUAGUUUCAGUUCCAGCAUCUUCGCUGAACGUGCAAUCUUGACUCCCCUCAACGAUGAUGUUGAUGAGAUAAAUACUCUGCUAAUUGCAAAACACCCAGGUCAGGCUGUAACCUACAAGAGUUUUGAUGUGUUAAUUGAUGAAAAUUGCAAAAUUUACACAACUGAAUUCCUAAACACUUUAUGCCCCGGAGGAAUGAGUCCACAUGAAUUGGUUCUAAAGGAAAAUUGCCCCGUUAUUCUGCUGAGGAACCUUGCUCCAGCCUCUGGCUUAUGCAAUGGGACACGACUCAUAUGCAAAAGAUUCUACCCCAACAUGAUUGAGUGUGUAAUUGCAACUGGCCAUCAUACUGGUGAAUAUGUAUUUCUGCCACGCAUUGACUUGCGGCCCUCUGCCUCAACUAAUUACCCGUUCCAGUUCCAGCAAAAACAAUUCCCAAUCAAGCUUUGUUUUGCUAUGACAAUCAACAAAGCCCAGGGACAAACACUCACUCAAGUAGGGAUAUACCUUAGACGACCUUGCUUCUCUCAUGGACAACUAUAUGUUGCCCUUUCUCGAGCCCGGAAUUCUAAACAUGUAAGGGUACUGACCAAGCCUACAACAGAAGAUCAGCAUGUCUACAGUGCAAAAAAUGUUAUUUCGUUUGAGAUCUUACUACGAUCAGGUGUUACACAGCAAUCUCCUUCAAGGUCAGUAUAA